AUGACGGGCCUGGACGUGGAGAAGGACCGGAUCCUGGAGAUGGCGUGUCUCAUCACGGACUGCGACCUCAACGUGCUGGCCGAGGGCCCGCACCUCAUCAUCAAGCAGCCGGACGAGCUCCUGGACGGCAUGUCCGAGUGGUGCAAGGAGCACCACGGCAAGUCGGGCCUGACCAAGGCCGUGAAGGAGAGCAAGAUCUCGUUGCAGCAGGCCGAGUACGAGUUCCUGUCCUUCGUCCGGCAGCAGACGCCGCCGGGGCUCUGUCCCCUCGCAGGUAACUCUGUUCACGCAGAUAAGAAAUUCCUCGACAAGUACAUGCCGCAGUUCAUGAGGCACCUCCAUUACCGCAUCAUUGACGUGAGCACCGUCAAAGAGCUUUGCAGGUAGGUGCUGCCGGGGCGGCCGCGGGAGCAGGCAGGCAUUCUGAAACUCUCCUUCCCUUUCAGAGCACUCGAAGACAUCAGGGAAAGCAUCAAGGAACUCCAGUUCUACAGAGACAACAUCUUCAAGAGGAAAACGGAGGAAAAGAAGAGGAAACUAAUAGAGAACGGAGAAAGCGAUAAAAGUGCCAGCUGAUCUCUCUGCUCGCAGUG
This is a messenger RNA of Tinamus guttatus (white-throated tinamou), 593 nucleotides long. The record is from RefSeq and is a predicted model, not a curated record. Lineage: Eukaryota; Metazoa; Chordata; Aves; Tinamiformes; Tinamidae.